Rodentolepis nana is the source of this 381-nucleotide messenger RNA. The record is from the annotation of a GenBank genome assembly. Lineage: Eukaryota; Metazoa; Platyhelminthes; Cestoda; Cyclophyllidea; Hymenolepididae.
GUAUCAACUUUCUUUCCCCCAUCCAAACCCCUCUUACGAAGCGCCAAUACUCUUGGCCAUGACCCCAGACAAGAACGAGUGAGCUCUCUGAGCCGACGAUGGGCUCAAGAUCGUUUGCGUUCAAUGGCUUCCAUGGACGAAGACGACGGGGAUGAUUUUGACAAUGAGGACUUUGUGGAAUCGUCAACUGUUUGCCUUCGACGUCCCGCUGCUAUGGAUAGGCGCCGUUUCAACCGACAGAAGUUGGCCGAAUCGCAGGAACCUCAUUCUGUCCACAGAAUUUACUCCUGUCGCUCACCCGAGGAGAGGAAUUUCUGGCUAAAUAAGCAAGUCAUCUUUAUUAUCUUGCCAAUUCAUGCAACUUUAAUUAUUGUAAGAUAG